UAGAACAAUCAAAUCAUUUCCUUGUGAGCUCGUGCAAGAAAUCAAUUUGACAUUGUAAGUUAGAUUUGAAAAAUUAGUAAAAUUAUCAUUUAUCAAGAUAUAAAAGGAAAGAAACUAAGUGGCAAUUUAUUGAGUUUUUUUUGUGCUCGUUUACCUACACAAAGUAAAUAAUAUGCUGGUGCAGAAUGUGCUAUUCCCCUUGCUUAUUUGCUUCGGACUAUCCAUAGCAGAAAUUGCAGAAAAAAACACCUAUACGACAAAAUAUGAUAACAUUGACAUAAAUGACGUUAUACACAAUGAACGGCUACUUAAGAAUUAUGUUUUUUGCCUGUUGGAGAAAGGACCAUGCACACCAGAUGGACUAGAGCUCAAGAAAAACAUGCCAGAUGCAAUUGAAACGGAUUGCAGCAAAUGCAGCGAAAAGCAACGACAAGGCUCAGAAAUAAUGAUGCGCUUUCUUAUCGAUAACAAACCUGAAUAUUGGAAUCCUUUGCAGGAUAAAUAUGACCCUACAGGGACCUAUAAGCAACGGUAUCUUGACAGUAAGAAAAUUGAGGUAUCUGCAGAACCAGUCGAGCCAACUGAGGUAUAGAAGGAUAAAAUGUUAUACAAUUGAAUAAAGAUACAAUUGGAAAAUAGACAUAUUUGUUGUCGCUUAUAUAUAUUAUCGUUUUAGUAAAUUAAAUAUUUAUUUAAUCUA
Anthonomus grandis grandis is the source of this 700-nucleotide messenger RNA. RefSeq names its product ejaculatory bulb-specific protein 3-like (gene Csp4). NCBI's taxonomy places the organism in Eukaryota, Metazoa, Arthropoda, Insecta, Coleoptera, Curculionidae. The transcript is spliced from 3 exons. Bases 173 to 592 code for a protein of 139 amino acids. The record is from RefSeq and is a predicted model, not a curated record.